GGAACCGGAACCCAUCGUCGCUUUAAAAAGGCGUCUCUCUCCUUUCUUCACGGAAACGAAAGAGCGAGGACGAGAGAAAUCGAAGUCGAACUCCAACCGAUUUCGGUAACCAAACCCUAGCUCUCUCGUUCUUCGACGCUAAAAAUCUUCGAAUCCAGGAGAUUAUUUUAGUUCAAUCGCAGUACGUUUUGUUUAGAUAGAAUUCUUGUUCUAGGGUUUUUGGUUUCAUUCGUUUGAGAUCCAUGCUUUUUUAAAGAAAACUUUCGUGGAUUUCCUCGAUUUUAUUUGAAAUAUUGGGGUUGAUUCUCAUCGGGAAUGGGAAAAGGAGGGCAAGAUCGAGGGGAGAGAGCAGAUCUGGACCCUCCUCAUUUAAAUUUCCCUGCUUGGUCGAAAACGAUCCCUGAAUGCGAGUCUCAUUUCAAGGUCUCGGCCGAUCAAGGUCUCACGUCGGCCGAAGCUUUGAAGAGGCUCAAGAUCUACGGUCCGAACGAGCUCGAGAAGCACUCUGGGCCGUCGAUCUUCCAGCUAGUUCUAGAGCAGUUCAAUGAUACUCUUGUCCGAAUCCUUCUCGUUGCCGCCGUCGUCUCUUUCGUGCUCGCUUGGUAUGAUGGAGAUGAAGGUGGCGAGAUGGGGAUCACUGCGUUUGUGGAGCCGUUGGUGAUCUUUUUUAUCCUUAUUGUGAAUGCUAUUGUUGGGGUUUGGCAAGAGAACAAUGCGGAGAAAGCAUUGGAAGCUUUGAAAGAGAUCCAAUCGGAGCAUGCCACUGUGAAAAGAGAUGGGGUUUUUACCCCAGAUUUGCCUGCGAAAGAUCUUGUUCCGGGGGAUAUUGUAGAGCUUAGGGUUGGGGAUAAGGUACCGGCCGAUAUGAGGGUUCUUUAUUUGAUAAGCUCGACCCUGAGAGUUGAGCAGGGGUCUUUAACUGGGGAGAGUGAGGCUGUGAAUAAAACUAACCGGAGAAUUGAGUUGUGAGACUCGAUAUGUUCAGGGAAGAGUGCUAUGGUGUUUGCGGGUACUACUGUUGUGAAUGGAAGUUGUGUUUGUAUGGUAGUUCAAACUGGGAUGAAUACGGAGAUCGGUAAAAUUCACUCGCAAAUCCAUGAGGCUUCACAAGAGGAUGAUGAUACACCGUUGAAGAAGAAACUGAAUGAGUUCGGAGAGGCUUUGACUGCUAUAAUCGGUGUAAUUUGUGCUUUGGUUUGGCUUAUUAAUGUGAAAUACUUCCUGACUUGGGAGUAUGUUGAUGGGUGGCCAAGGAAUUUCAAGUUUUCGUUCGAGAAGUGUACAUACUAUUUCGAGAUUGCAGUGGCUUUGGCUGUUGCUGCAAUUCCUGAGGGGUUACCUGCUGUGAUUACGACUUGCUUGGCAUUAGGGACGAGGAAGAUGGCACAGAAGAAUGCACUAGUGAGGAAAUUGCCAAGUGUUGAGACUUUAGGGUGCACCACUGUGAUUUGCUCUGAUAAAACUGGGACUUUGACAACGAAUCAGAUGUCAGCAGUGAGGCUUUUGGCAAUGGGGCGGUGGACAGAUAGUCCUCGGACCUUUAAGGUGGAGGGAACUACUUAUGAUCCUUGUGAUGGGAAGAUUCAUGAUUGGCCAAGUAGCAACAUGGAUGCUAAUCUUCAAAUGAUCGCAAAGAUUGCUGCUGUUUGCAAUGAUGCAAGUAUUGCUCAUUCAGGGCAUCAGUAUGUUGCCAGUGGGAUGCCGACAGAGGCAGCUUUGAAGGUCCUGGUUGAGAAAAUGGGAGUACCAGCAGGAUGUAACCCUUUAUUACUGGAAUCUGAUGGGUUAUUACGAUGCUGUCAGUGGUGGAGCACAUCUUCCCAAAGGAUAGCAACCCUUGAGUUUGAUCGCACUCGAAAAUCAAUGGGAGUUAUUGUGAAAUCAAAAUCGGGAAGGAAUUCCUUACUUGUAAAGGGUGCUGUUGAAAGUUUGUUAGAGAGAAGUACCUAUAUUCAGUUGCUUGAUGGUUCUGUUGUGCUACUGGAUGAUACUUCAAAAUCUGUUAUUUUAGAUGCUCUUCAUGAGAUGUCAACAAACGCUUUGCGUUGUUUGGGUUUUGCAUACAAGGACGAUCUAUCAGAUUUCUCAACUUAUGAUGGCGAAGACCAUCCAGCUCACAAGCUCUUACUUGAUCCCUCUAAUUAUUCAUCCAUUGAAAGUAACCUCAUAUUUGUCGGCAUGGUUGGACUUCGGGAUCCUCCAAGAGAAGAGGUGCACAAGGCGAUUGAGGAUUGUAGAGCAGCUGGGAUUCGAGUAAUGGUAAUAACAGGCGAUAACAAAGAAACAGCAGAAGCUGUUUGUCGCGAUAUAGGUGUAUUUGCACCUGACGAAGAUUUCAGCGGGAAGAGCCUCACUGGGAAAGAAUUUAUGUCUCACCCGGAUAAAAAGACUCUUUUAAGACAAAAAGGUGGGCUUCUGUUCUCGAGGGCUGAACCUAGGCAUAAACAAGAGGUAGUGAGAUUGCUGAAAGAAGAUGGUGAGGUUGUGGCAAUGACGGGGGAUGGGGUGAAUGAUGCCCCUGCUCUGAAAAUGGCUGAUAUUGGUAUUGCUAUGGGCAUUGCAGGAACUGAGGUUGCUAAGGAAGCCUCGGACAUGGUGUUAGCAGAUGAUAAUUUCAGUACUAUAGUUGCAGCGGUUGGUGAAGGAAGAUCUAUCUAUAACAACAUGAAGGCUUUUAUAAGGUACAUGAUCUCAUCAAAUAUCGGUGAAGUUGCCUGCAUAUUUUUAACUGCAGCACUAGGAAUUCCUGAAGGGCUGAUACCGGUUCAACUCUUAUGGGUCAAUCUUGUCACUGAUGGCCCUCCUGCUACAGCUCUGGGAUUUAAUCCACCAGAUAGAGACAUUAUGAGAAAACCCCCACGGAGAAGUGAUGACUCAUUAAUUAAUGCAUGGAUUUUAUUUCGCUAUCUGGUCAUUGGACUUUAUGUGGGAGUUGCCACUGUUGGUGUCUUUAUUAUAUGGUACACUCAUGGCUCUUUCUUAGGAAUAGACUUGAGCACUGAUGGCCACACCCUCAUCACCUAUUCCCAGCUCUCAAACUGGGACCAAUGCCCAACAUGGGAGGGCUUCAAGGCCUCACCAUUCACUGCUGGAGCACGAACCAUCUCCUUUGAUGAGAACCCUUGCGACUAUUUCCAGACCGGUAAAGUGAAGGCAAUGACACUAUCUCUCUCUGUCUUAGUUGCCAUCGAGAUGUUCAAUUCGCUUAAUGCCUUGUCAGAAGACGUCAGCCUCUUGAGCAUGCCUCCUUGGGUCAACCCUUGGCUUCUGUUGGCCAUGUCAGUCUCAUUCGCCUUGCAUUUUCUUAUCCUGUAUGUGCCAUUCCUUGCUCAAGUGUUUGGAAUCGUGCCCCUUAGCUUCAAUGAAUGGCUUUUGGUAUUAGCGGUUGCUUUCCCUGUUAUCCUCAUAGAUGAAGUUCUCAAGUUCAUUGGAAGGUGUAGCUCUUCGAAGGUUGACAGUCAUUCUUCAAAACGCAAAGAUGAUUGAUUGAUUUGGUUUCUUCAUGGAGACGCUGACUUUUAUUGAGAUAAUCUGUUCUGGGAUCUCAAUUCACAUUGAAAUUGAAUUGUUUAGGAUUCUAGUACUCUCUCAAUAUUGAAGCACUGGGAAUGUCAGUGGAUUGUUUACAAUUUCACAAGCGAUUUUUCGUAAUUUAGCAAAUUGCUGUAUUACCAGUAAUUUUUUUUUAGGUGAUUCUGUUAGUGCAGUGCAGCUUAGAUUCAUGUUAGUACGCUUUAUUUGCCAAGUGCGGAUGGAGCAAUUGUACUGUUAUAAAUGAGACCAAAAGUUUUGGGGUCGAUGCUUUAUAAAUAAUUGACAUUUUCAGGUGACUUAGAAUCA
Molecule: messenger RNA, 3840 nt
Organism: Asparagus officinalis (garden asparagus)
Lineage: Eukaryota; Viridiplantae; Streptophyta; Magnoliopsida; Asparagales; Asparagaceae
Product: calcium-transporting ATPase 1, endoplasmic reticulum-type-like
Biological process (GO): intracellular calcium ion homeostasis; calcium ion transmembrane transport
Cellular component (GO): membrane
Molecular function (GO): ATP hydrolysis activity; P-type calcium transporter activity; ATP binding
Source: RefSeq, a predicted model, not a curated record